Trifolium pratense (red clover) is the source of this 1257-nucleotide messenger RNA. RefSeq names its product chaperonin-like RbcX protein 2, chloroplastic. The record is from RefSeq and is a predicted model, not a curated record. The transcript has 5 exons. NCBI's taxonomy places the organism in Eukaryota, Viridiplantae, Streptophyta, Magnoliopsida, Fabales, Fabaceae. Gene Ontology annotation, molecular function: protein folding chaperone. Gene Ontology annotation, biological process: ribulose bisphosphate carboxylase complex assembly. Bases 406 to 1062 code for a protein of 218 amino acids.
GAAACUCAGGCAUCGUAGUCCUUAAAAAUUUUCUUCCUAUUUAAUUUAUUAAUUUUCUGUUGGACAAUUUUGGACCUCAAUAAUUUGUCUGGUUAACAUCCACACACACCCUUCAAAAAAUCUCACACCCUUCUUCUCCUUUUGUUUACUUUUCCUUACACACAUUUGCUUCCUCUUUCUCUUCUUCAACCUUCAAACAAACUCUGCAUCCGUCUUUGACUGUAACAACUAAAAGUUCCAAUUUUUUUGCAUACCGUUUAUUAACUACUUCCUUAAUUGCUUAUAUAUUCUAUUGAGUAUCUAUAUUAAGUUUCAUUUCUCUCUAGAUAUAUUUUUCAUUUGAGUUCGUUUUCAAGAACUCUUCUUGUUGUUAUUGUUGAUAGUUUGGAUUUGUGAGAGACAAACAUGCUAGGAGCAAUAUCUGUUGUGAUGGAUUCACACACUGGUCCAUGUUUGUGUGUGGAUGCACUUCCAACAACUACUGUGAAUCUCAAAAGUGGUGUGGGAGAUGUUGUUUUGUGGAAGAAUUUGAUGGGGAAGAAGCAUCCGAUGAGGCGCGGCGGUAAGAGUAUGGAGUUGAGCAGUUCUUUUACUGAUCCUGGAAAGGAAUGGAGAGUCAAGUUUAGCAAAAGUUGUAAGAAGCAAAGGAGUGAUGGUAGGAGAUUUACCAUUGUUAAUGAGCUUGGUGGUCAGUAUGAUGACACUUUUGAGGAUGUUAAAACGCAAAUGCUCAACUAUUUCACGUACAAGGCUGUGAGGACUGUUAUGCAGCAGCUGUAUGAGAUGAACCCACCUAAAUAUACAUGGUUCUACCACUUUGUUGUAAAAAACAAACCAACAGAUGGCAAACGUUUUAUCCGAUUGCUCGGAAAGGAACAACAAGAGCUUGCUGAAAGAGUGAUGUUAACUAGGCUUCACCUUUAUGGUAAAUGGGUCAAGAAAUGUGAUCAUGCUGAGAUAUAUAAAGAAAUCUCUGAUGAAAACUUGGAGUUGAUGAGGGAACGACUCAUGGAGACAGUUAUAUGGCCCUCAGAUGACAGCAACACAGAAAAAAUUGGCUGAUAUUGAAUGACAAUGAGCAUUGUUCCUUUCUGUCUUCAACAUUUUAAUUCCUAGUCUAGGUAUAUACUUUAUUUUGAUACCAACCUGUUUGGUUUCCAAAUGUGUCAUUUUCCGGCAACAUGAUUUUCAGAUUUAUGUUGUGUAAAUUGUGUAUAUAUAUUAGCACCUUUUAAAUACAGAAUUCAUUAUUUAUAA